Messenger RNA from Closterium sp. Yama58-4, 636 nucleotides. The record is from the annotation of a GenBank genome assembly. NCBI's taxonomy places the organism in Eukaryota, Viridiplantae, Streptophyta, Zygnematophyceae, Desmidiales, Closteriaceae.
AUGGCGGCAGGAUCUAGCGACAGCAAAGGCGCGGUGUUCUUAGAAUCAGAGAUCGAGUUCAUAGCGGAGAACGAGCUCGUGUCCAUCGUGCCCAACUUCCGCGCCGACGCGCUGCACCUCCACGCCGGCGACAUUGGGCCGUUCAGGCCUCAGAUUGCCCUGCAGGUGCCGCUAUGGCUGGCCAUUGCUCUCAAAAAGCGCGCCAAGUGCUCCAUCCAACCGCCCCCGUGGCUUGCUGCAGAUCGGUUGACAGAGAUACUGGAGGCAGAGAGGGAGAACGAGGGCUUUCAACCAAUGCCGUUCCACUAUAUUGAGAUUUCCCAGCUGCUCUUCUCAGCAGAGAAGCAUGGCGUCGACAUUCCGGAUGCAUACAAGCUGCGUGCAUUGCUGCAGGACAUUCGAGACGUGCGGUUCAAUAAGAUACACCAGGGCCUCAAGAAACUCUCCUCUGCUACCAACGCUGUCAAGCUUGUGAAUCUGAGCGCCAUGGAGGCCAAUCUGGUGAGACCAUUCUUCUGCACUGCCCUCAAGGAGGUCAUGAAGAGAGAAGCGGCAGCACUGGCACAGCAGGAGCAGGAGCAAGCAGAGGGGCAGGGCCAACAGCCAGGGCAGAGCCAAGGAGCCAAUGAUUCAUAG